Dalotia coriaria is the source of this 4347-nucleotide messenger RNA. RefSeq lists its product as uncharacterized. Bases 191 to 4207 code for a protein of 1338 amino acids. The transcript has 9 exons. Gene Ontology annotation, molecular function: RNA uridylyltransferase activity. Lineage: Eukaryota; Metazoa; Arthropoda; Insecta; Coleoptera; Staphylinidae. The record is from RefSeq and is a predicted model, not a curated record.
ACAACGUCACAUCGCUUCGAGAUAAAACCACAGAAUAAACCGAUUAAAACAUCAUACAAACGAGUAAAACACUUGUUACAGUCGCAUCACGAACGUGGCACUACAAUGCGCUGCAUAUUAGAACCGCCCAACGCCUUAAAACAGUAAAAUCUUGUAAUUAAAACAAAUUAACCUCACAUUUUUUGCCAUCAUGACCGAAUUUCGCUUCGGAUUUCCAUGGCAUUACCACGAAGACGUCGAGAAGAAACUCUACGACAUCCAGACACAUGAUUUAGCCAUCGAUCAUCAUGUUCUGCAGCGUAAGUCGACUAAUAGCAUAUAUUGCCUGCAAUGUUGCACAGAAUUAGAGUAUCCAAUCAGUAAAGAAGCUCUGGCGGCACAUUUUGUUAAUCAUAAUGUAACAGAAGAACAAUUGGAAGCAUUUGAGGCAUAUCAUGCAUUAUUCAAGAAAUUUGGAGUAAAACAACAGCUCCAGCAAGUAUUUUAUCAACCACUUGAUGGAUACAGUGUGAAAUGCACACUUUGCGAGCAUAUUAAUGAAGUGAAUUCAUUUAUAAGUCAUCAUAAAAGCCCUGCACACUACAAAAAGGUGACAAAACAUGGUAGAAGGUAUAAUUUUGAUAUGCCACCCAAAAAACAUAAUAAAAAGCCUCAGAACAAUGUAAAUCUUGAUGAAUUGAAUGAUUUAUCCACUUUGACGCUGAAUGAUAAUCAACCAAAGCCUAAAACCAAGAAAAAACAGAAUAGAAAGAGAAAUAAUAAGCCUCAGGAUAAUGGUGUAGGUGAAACUGAUGAAACUGAUGAAAUAAUUAAAAAUGAUGAUUGUUUUGAUGAGGGGAUGAUUUUUCAUCAGUGUAAUCAGUUGGUUUUCUGUAUGAUAUGUAAAAUGCCAGUGGUGGCAAAUGAUGGACAUGAAACAAGUGAGAAUCACUUGAAUUCUUUGGACAUUUUGAGGACUGGUAAACCAACGAAGGUUUUGUUUAAUGCGUUGAUGGCUUACGAUGCGGCAUGGCGGACGAAAUUGGCAAAUGUUGCUGAAUAUAAGAAGUAUUUCGUUGCGCAGAGUAAAUCAGCGUUUCGGUGUCUGUUUUGUGAUCUGCAGAUUCCUAUUGUUAAUCUACUGCAGCACAUUGAUAAUUUUCCAUGUGUGUUUCUAUCGGUUGGUGAUUUGAGAUACGACUCCAGUAUGAAUUACAAGCAACUACGUGCUGACUUCGUCACAAAAAACUGCCCAAAACAACCGCAUUCAGACGAAAUCUUAGAAAAAUUCUAUUCACCCAGAGAUUUCUUCGAUCAUCAUCUACAACUGGACGGGUUAAACGUCUACACGCUACAAAAACGUGUAGACAUCAUCUUUUGCCUAAUAUGUGGUGAAAACAUCACUAAACUAACAGAAAACGAUGACAUAACCUAUAAAAACGACGUUCUGGAGCAUAUUACAAGCAAAAUACACGUGAACAACAUCAAUCUAAAGACGAGAAUCCUCCAACUGUAUACAUAUCAUAAUUAUUUCACACUUCGUGCUAAACAACACGCUGAAUUACAAUAUUUGCUGAAUCCAUUCAAAAAAGAGAGGUUACAAUGCGCCGCAUGUAAAUCAUCACAUAACCUCAAACAAAUCGUUGCGCAUUUAAACGAAUGUCGUUUUCUUGAUGAAAAUAUCGAUGAAAAACAUAAGGAAGUAAUUGAAAACGAUGUUGCUAUCUCAACAUCAGCAUCAACAUCAACAGUUUCAUCCAAUAAUCCACCACCGAUGUUCUACGAUGAUGAAACCAUGAUGGCGCUGUAUCCGACUUGUAAUACACCACGUGGUCAACGACGGCCGGAGAUUCUCACCGUACAGAAACGCACGGACUUUGAAAAGUUUUGCCUUGCGUGCUGCUGCAGUUUGUAUAUGCGUGGUGUUGAGCAUAUCAGCAGUGAGAAGCAUGAGAAGAUGCUGAACAAGAAGCGAGUCGCAUUGAGAGCGUAUCAUAACUUCUGGAUGGCGAAGAAGCCAGAGAUUCAAUUGAAGCAGGUGUAUUUCAAUCCGUUUGAUGACAGGACGAUGGUUUGUAUUGUGUGUCGGAAUGUGGACCUGUUUCGCAAUAUGAUGCUGCAUUCUCGAUGCAUUAAUUUCAUCAGGAAGAAGAAUGCGUUGUGUAUGUUCCCAGAGGAAUUGAGCGAGUUUGAGUUGAAUUAUGAUAAGGGAAUUGUCCGUCGCUUCUUCUACGGUGUGCAGUACGAUCUGAGUCGGGAUAUUUUAGGCACGCAGGUGCCGGUUGCCUAUGUGCACAAAAGAUACUUUCAUUGCUUGUUGUGUUACAAUUCGCGCGUUGGAAGGAUGAUUAGGAAUAUUGAUAUGUGGAAGAAUCAUUUGUAUCGGUAUCAUUGCAAGCCAGGGCCUGCGAGGGAUGAGAAUCUGCGUAGAGUGAUUGAGUUCCAUGAGUAUUGGGCGGCGCAGACUGCGGAACGUCAAGUUUAUUUGUGUCACUUUACGUUGAAAAACCAAGGCGUCGGCUGCGAUCAAGAGCAUUUCCUGCCGCUGGAGAAAUCCGUCGAGCACGUCGAAGUGCACACAGACUGCCAACUGCUGAAAAUCAUCCAACAGGAAGAGAAUUCACGCGAAAACAUGCAGCAUGUCCCAAAUGAUGCAGAUAACAAUAAGAAUCCAGGUGGUGCCAAGCAUAAUAUUGUGUUAAUCUACCCCAAGGCAAUCGAGAAUGGAGAAAAUGGUGCAGCAUCCAGUUCAAAACCUACGAUUAACUUGCCUUGUUAUUUACUUGAGCAUACCAAAUAUUUCCAGGCAAUUGUGGGUGAACCAGAUGUGGUGAAUUGUUCGAUUUGUAAGGAAAUGAUGGGGAAUAGUGUGAAAACUUUGAGGCAUCAUGUUGCAUCUGAUAAACAUGGACAGGUGGCGCAUAAUAUGCACAAAGUGAAGUAUUUUUGUGAUACUUGUAAUAAUGAUCAGUUUUUCAAUGAGAAGAGGUGGAUGGCGCAUUUGGAGAGCAAUGAUCAUUUGCAUAUAUUGAAAAAUAUGCCUGAAGAGCGGCAGAUUGCUAUGACAGAGUAUUAUUGCCGUCGGUGUCGUUUGGUGAUAUUCGGUGAUGAGAUUUCGAAGAUCAGACAUGAGGAAAGUGGCGCGCGUAGUGCUAAAAAACAACAAGACAUUCUAACGCCUCAAAUGAAGGAUCUUCUCAAAUCCCGCCGUCACAUCGAGCAGAACGGCCAGCGACUCCUCGCAAAAUGCGCGCAAUUCCGCGAAAACUCCCGCGAUAAAGUCACACAAUGCAUCGGCGACCUAGAAACACUCAUCAAAACCAGCUAUCCAAACUGUCGCAUCUACCAGUUCGGUUCACGUGUCGCCGGAUUCGUUGUUGAGGACAGCGACUUGGAUCUAUUCGUAGACGUAGACAAUAAAUACCUUGGCCACGACCUCGACUACCACGGCGAGCGUAAAAUCGUCCAGGAAGUACGCACACUGCUCAAAUCCGACCCACGUACCUACAUCGACCUGCACACGGUCCUCUCCGCACGUGUACCAAUCGUCAAAGUCGUCCACGCACCCACCGAACUCGACUGCGACUUGUCCUUCAUCAAUGGCCUUAGCGUGGAAAACACACGCUUGAUUAAAUUCUACGCUGACAUCCAGCCGAAAUUCGGCGAGGCUAUGCUUCUACUCAAAGAAUGGGGCGCGUGUAUGGCUUGUAAGCUGCGCAACGACAUGACUAGCUAUGCGCUAUGCAUGAUGUUGAUUUUCAACAUGCAAAUCGACAGGUAUUUGCCAUCUGUGCAUGAACUGCGCAUGCGUAGCACCUUUGACGUGCCUAAUAUCAACGGAUGGGAUACCAUUGAUUAUUCUAAACUGGAUCAGAGUAGAAUCAUGGAGAAUUACAAGCAGCCAGAAAGUGUCGCGGAUAUUUUACAGAGUUUCUUUGAGUAUUACUCGCGUACUUUCAAUUACGCCCAGCAGGUGGCGUGUCCGUUGUUGGGGCGCACGUUUUCGGUGAAAUCUUUUGCUGAUAAAGGUGUUAAUACGCCGGAGGAGAUGCAUACGUAUAGAGAGAAGGUGGCGGUGGAUCCUGAUGCGCAGUUUAAAGUUGGUUCGCAUAUGUUCGUGCAGGAUCCGUUUGAUUUGGGGCAUAAUUUGGCGAAGAUGGCGAACCAGCAGUUUGUUAACAAGUUUAAGAAUUUGUGUAGGCUUAGUGCCAUGCAUAUUAAGAGCUAGGUUAGGUACGCGUUGACAGAUGUGUUGCAUACAAACUUAUUUUUUUAUAUUUUAUUCGGAGAUUGUGGAAAUGAUUGAUUUUAAAUGAUGUUUGAAUUUUAUAUGAUCUUAUAUUCUAAUAAAGUGUUCUUACUAAGUGA